Larimichthys crocea (large yellow croaker) is the source of this 2558-nucleotide messenger RNA. Its product is annotated as OX-2 membrane glycoprotein-like. Gene Ontology annotation, cellular component: axon; cell surface; neuronal cell body. The record is from RefSeq and is a predicted model, not a curated record. Gene Ontology annotation, biological process: negative regulation of neuroinflammatory response; heterotypic cell-cell adhesion. The coding region runs from base 301 to 1416 and encodes 371 amino acids. The transcript is spliced from 8 exons. Lineage: Eukaryota; Metazoa; Chordata; Actinopteri; Sciaenidae. Gene Ontology annotation, molecular function: cell-cell adhesion mediator activity.
AAGAGUCGCGGCUCUUUCCAGGGAUCAGGGAUUUGAAACCGAGGCAGCAGGAGCUCAACACAGUUCAGUCGAAGUUUUAAAUCAAUGAACGCCGGAUUAGUGUGCGCCAGUUUAACAUCACCUGGAGCACGGAGAGCAUCUCCAGUCCUGUCUGUUGUGGACUAUCAUCGGUCAGUGGCAGACCAGUAAGAUGCAGCUACGACUGUGCUGACCAACAGCAGCUCAACAAGUCACAACACUGGACAGCUGACAGAGGCUGCAGCCUGGAUGUGAUACUGGGUAACCGUGCUUCAGUGUGCGAUGUGUGGACCUGCCCUGCCCCUGUGUCUGCUGCUCUGGAUAGUCGGGACGGCUGUUUUCAGAACUCAAGGUGAAGUCAUCGCUCUUGACCAUCUGAAUGCAGAGGCAGGUCUUCCCCUCCUCCUCAGCUGCAACAUCACCACGGCACCGAACGACAAAGUCAAGCAAGUGCGCUGGUACAACAGGCACAACAAGAUCCUCCUGGCGUACGAGCAGAGCGUCCCGGUCCGUGUGAGCCAUCAAGACCCCAACGUGCAGCUCAACGCCUCGCACAACGACGCCAGCUACAUCACCAUCAGGAAGGUUCGGCCCAAUGACGAGGGCUGUUAUCGCUGCAUCUUUGACGUUUACCCCACGGGUCAGCAAGAAGGCAAGACGUGCGUCAGCGUCACUGGUAAAGUGCACCUGGAUGGCAACAAGACGGCCGUGAGCGGGCACCCCGCCACCCUCUCCUGCUGGUACAGCCUCCCCGAGAGGGUCCAACAGGUGCUGUGGAGGAAGACGGCCGAACAAGGCGACACCACCACCGUGGCCUCCUACGCCAAGCACGGCCACCAGAGCAUGGCGGAUCAGUUCGUGGGUCGGGUUAGUUUGAGCCGAAGCCUGGGCGACACCCAGCUGACCAUCCAGCAGGUGAAGACGGAGGACGAGGCGUGCUACACCUGCGAGUUCCACACAUAUCCAGACGGCACUAUGAAGGCCACCGCCUGCCUGUCUGUUUAUGUGUUACCUAAACCAGAGCUGAGCCAUGCGACCUCGUCCCCAGGAGUCACCGAGGCAAACUGCACCGCUCAGUCCCGACCGGCCGCAGAGAUCGUCUGGAACGUCGUCGGAGACAACCGGACUCUUGGACCGCCCAUUUCUUCUGCCUACGACCAGGGCGACGGCACCACCAUAGUGACGAGCACGCUGCUCUUCCAAUCGGGGCUGCUCGACAAGCUGUCCGUCAAGUGCAUCGUGCACCACCCGGGUCUGAAGAAACCUCUGACGGUGUCCCUCAGCCCAAACGUGGGUCCGGCCAUGGUCAUCCUCCUCUCGGUGUGCGGCGUGGCGGCGGUCCUCCUCCUGUGUUUGUGUGUUUGUCUCUGCAAGUGCUUCAUCUGCACUGACGACUGAUUUGGAGGUCGGCGUCACUGCUGCUUUGAUGAAGGUCCAGCGGAGCUCUGAGCCUGACCUAGCUGCUCAGCACCGUGCCCUCCAGCUCAGCGUGCAGAGGACGGGAACAGAGCCUUUUUAUACAGAACCGAGCCAACACUGCUGGUUCUGCUCUGCUAGUAAACAGAACUUAACCCACAUUAUUUCAUGCUAGAUAUUAAACUCACAGUAGAACAGUUGAUGACUGAAUCCAAAUGAUUGGAGCCGUCAUGGAGGUCCAGUGUGUGUGUGAUAAGUUAUAUACUGUAUAUAUUUUAUAAAUGUAGGUUGAGUUUGCUCAGUUUCAGGCGUUUUUGACUAAUAAAAUCUAAACUAAUGUAAUCUAAAUUUAAAUAAACCAAUACAUCACUUAUCAGUGAUCAGUUUCCAUUCAAAACAGCAGAAAUAUUGCCUUAAAAUCCACGACAGUCAUCAGAUUGUAACUUGUAAUGUGGAGAAAAAAACCUUAAAGGUCAGCUGUGUUGUGCGCCACAAGUGCCUGAUUGCCGUGGACCUCCACAGUGUUCACCGCGGCGUAUUACGUCACAUAGAAAACCCUCUUAUUUGUGGCUGUCGUAUAGAGAAGAGGCAUGAUUAAAAGGGUGCCGUGCCAAUUUUGACUUACAGUAAAUCCCAAAAAAAGAAGAAGGUUAAAAUCUGACUUUCUAGUGAACCAGCCCUGUUGUGACUCAGACUGUGUGGAUGGUUUGAGUGGAAACGUUUGUCAUUUAUAGCUGUCGUGGUGUGUGUGCGCGGGAGAAGGGUGGUCGACCUCUAACCUUCUUACGAUGGUGUGAACUGUGGUUAACACCGCCCGAAUGAUUCCUGUGAGUGUGUGUGUGUGCACGUCUGUGUUUUUGUGCAUUGUUGUACAGUAUUUGAGCUGAAGGGAGGCCUACAUGGGCUGUGUACAGUAUAGAUAAUUUUGUAGAGCCUCAUUUAUCUGGAAAACAUAUUUUAUUAACGAUUAAAGACCGCUGACAGGAAAGUUAUCUGUAUAUAAAGAUGCUCAUAAGGUUUGCCUACAAUGAAGUUAGCUACUUGAACAGUAUUCACUUUUUCAGUGUCAAUAAAUGGAUAGAUGUCUGUACCGGUGCCGAGAAUAAACCUGAAACUUUAUCUGC